Fusarium redolens is the source of this 2985-nucleotide messenger RNA. RefSeq lists its product as uncharacterized. The transcript is spliced from 4 exons. NCBI's taxonomy places the organism in Eukaryota, Fungi, Ascomycota, Sordariomycetes, Hypocreales, Nectriaceae. The coding region runs from base 1 to 2985 and encodes 994 amino acids. The record is from RefSeq and is a predicted model, not a curated record.
AUGGCUCAUAAUUCAGAUAAAUUACCUUGGGAGGGCCUCGCCUCAGCUUUUGAGCUGAGACGCACCAAUCCUUGUCAACAUGGCGCUAACAACCUCCACGCACGUGGAACACAACGAGACAGCCAAACAGAAGUUGCCAAAUUUGUUCAAACAUUCAUGCGAAGAAUAGCUGAAGAUGCAGCCCAACAACGCAAACAGUACCCCGAGAAAUAUGAGGCACCCGAUGAGAAUGAAGUCAUCAUUUCAAACGAAGCAGCAGCCAGGAUUGAACCAGCAGUUCGUCGUUGGCAUCCAGAAGAAUAUUGGCCCGAUGGGGAUGGCGAUCUCGAGACUUUCAAGCAACCUACUACUGGAAAGUUAUGCCCUCAUACGGACGAAUCCGCCGAGUGCGGGUGUGUCUUAGCUUUUAGAGAGCGCCGGAUGUCUGCGUUCCAGCGUCAGCAAAUCCAGAACGACUGUUAUGAGUUCAUGAAAUACAAAGAAUCAUUUCAUAACCUUGAAGUCGUUAAGACCUUGAUUCUUCACGGAGAAAUGGACCCCAUACUUCGGUCAUGUGCAUACGAAGAGUGUCAGCUUGCGAAAUGGUGGGAGCAUAGAGAAUGCCAAUGUACUUCAGCAACUCUCGGAUGGAGAAGGAUUUACGAAUAUGGAAUCAAGAUGUACUUUGUACUCAAUAUCUUGUACUGUUUUCCAGAGACGUGGGAAAGCGACGGAUCCCCUAUUGACGAUUAUCGCAACAUGAAAGCAUACCAGCAGGCCAUCCGAUCGAGUACGGAAUGUGGUCAUAGAAGCGAGAUUCCGACAUACCCUCAUCUGGACUUUUUUGGCAUUGAAACGGACCAGUUUAGGUGUUACCCUCAGCCUUUUGAUGUCCCUCGUUGGAGGCAUAUUAUGACGUUCGACAAAUGGGGCUUUGAACGUUACCAAAGGGGUUUAUACUGGUUCGAUGGCUCUGGUGAUGAGGCGGAUGUCAAGUCUGGCGACGACGCUAGCACCAAGCUGGAAAAAGAGUCCAGCACGGGUGGUGACUCUGAAGAUGAUUCCAGUGAUGAUUCUGAAGAGGAAGAUCCCGAAGAGGUUAGAAAUCGCUUCCAUACGCUGGAGUUCUAUCCGUACGGCCUUAUGUCCUAUGAAGACUUCCUCAACUUCGAAAAGCCAAUGGAUUUCCAACCUGUUCCAUCAGAUAUACCACAUGUUCGAUGGAUUCUGUGCCAGAAAGGUCUACCAGUCGAGCUAUCUGAUUGUAUUCUUGAAUAUGCAGAUUACGCGCCGAGAGGAAGUCUACCUGUCCCUGGGAAACCAUCACAUCCCCAAUGCAGACAGGAACUAGACCGUUAUCUCGAACAUUGCUGGCAACUGAUUGUCAGAUGCUACAUGCUAGGUCAUGAGCUUAAUGGCAGGGACGGGAUGAAUAUCGAUGUUUUUUUACUGGAUGAGGUGAAAGAUUGCUUGGUGGAGCUAUUCAAGUGUAAAUGCGAUGCCUUUCCCGAUGAGAUAGUGCAGCAAAUAUUUGCUGAAUUAGAAGAUCAACUGCCUCUAGAAAAAUGGCAGAUGUAUGGAGAUCAAUUGGACCAUCAAGGCUCGGCCACGCUACGCAACCUCUGCCUGGUCUGUCGCCAAUUCCGACGUAUUGCACAACCUUUGCUAUACCAAACCGUUAUAAUUGAAGGUCGCGAUGGCGCGAAAAACAUCGAGACUCUUCUUCUUAGAGCGCUCGUCGAGAACCCGCAGCUCGGAGAGCAAGUUCGCACCGUCUCUCUAACGAACAAUAUUGAUCAUUCAGCCCAAAUGGAUAUAUUGGGGGAAGAUGCAAGUAAAGAGAUCAUUCGCAUAUAUGCCUCAUGUGCAGGUUGUCGAUUGCACUACAGAAGGCCUAUCAACCCCACUCUCUUGGCUGUUGAUGUCUUUUUUAAUGACGAAGAUGAGGAUGGAGACAAUGAAGACCAAGACGAAUACCAGAGCAUUUCGAAGGCUACAUUUGCAAGCUAUUGUUUUCCAAACCUCACCGAGGUUCGUAUUAAGGCGGUGGACGAUGGAAAUGGCAUCCAGGGCGCUUGGGUGAUCGAGUCUCUACUUCUCAAUCCUUCACUCAAAAUACUACCGACAUUCGGCACCGCCUGGUAUGGUGUGGAACUCUCCGACUUUGUGUGGUCUACGCACAAGAACUACAACCUGGAGUAUUUAGACCUUGUGGAAACAUACAUUGACGCCGAAGGACUAAGGACAAUUCUCACGCGCUGUCCGAACCUGAAGGGAAUAGCGUUAAGGUUGCCCGACGAGGACAGGGAGUUGUUGAAACAAUACGACAGGGACGACGGUAGUCUGGGCGAUGAUUGCAUCAUCAACUUCAAUGACUUUGGGGAUGUCCUUCGAAAAUUUGGUCAAAACCUGGAAGAGUUCAAUUUCAACACUUUCUUUUAUGACAGCUAUAGCACAGACUAUCGAUGUCGAGGCCCAAUUGAAGGAAUAAUUGGUUCCCUCCGAGAGCUCAAGUCCCUCCGACACCUCAAACUCAGCAAAGAAGCAUUAAUCGGAGAGAGUGAGCCGCUCUUACGAUUGAGUGAGGUUCUACCGGAAUCAAUUGAGACUCUUUAUCUGCAUUGUGGUAAAGUUUACGAGUUAGAGGAUUGGGUCGAAUUUGAACGUGAGCUGUAUAACCAGGACGUUUACAAACUGCUUCUCGAUGGUAUGCCUAAUCUCCGCGAGAUUCGGGUGGAGAGAUACGAUGAUUGGGAUGAUUUUGGUCAGUAUAAUUCAGAUCUUGAUGAUGUUUCAUAUUUUGAUGCUGAUGAUUCAGAAGAUUAUGUUAAACCAGAGGAGUUAGAUUACUUUCGGAGUGAAUAUAGCUAUCCGAAGGAGGCCGAGUGGCCAGCUGAGCUGCAUGUCGAUGGCUGGGAUGUGGACAUCGUCGAGGCGCGCCUUUAUGAGAUACGUGGAAGACCAGCAUGUAAGCGUAACAUUAUCACUCUGUCAAGGAAGAUAUGA